GUACGAUUCGUUUAGUUACUUUGAAUAGGUCGUGAAACAUGAAAUUCUUGGCAGUGUUCGCCCUCGUAGUGGCAGCCGUUUCGGCAUCCACCCUUCCACAGCGCGAUCAGCGCGUCAUUGGAGGUUCUAUUGCCGCUGCUGGACAGUUCCCGUACUCUGUCGGUCUGAUCACCCGUAUCAACAUCCUUCUGAGUGGCCAAUGUUCCGGAUCGUUGAUCUCUGCUCGUUACAUCCUCACCUCGGCUAGCUGCGUCAGUGGAAUUGAUAGCGCUGUUGCCGUCAUGGGUGGCCUCCGCAUCAACGACUCCACCGAGCCAGGUCAGGUUCGCAUGACUGUCACUGAGUUCAUUGUGCACAGUGGUUACGAGGUAGAUAUGGAGAACUUCGAUGUUGCCUUGGCUGUCCUGCCAGCGCCAGUGACCUUCAGCGAUAACAUUCGCACUGUCCGCCUGCCAAACCGUCGUCAGAUCGACGCUACUUUCAACGCUCAGCAGGGCACCUUCAUAGGAUGGGGACGUUUCGGUGAGGGAACUGCCAACUCUGACGUACUGCGCUUCGGGCGCUCUCAGGUCAUCACCAACCUGGCAUGCCGUCUGAACCUGCCAACCAACACCAUCCUGGAUGAGAACAUCUGCGUGGACGGAUUUGACGCUAGCGCUAACCGUGGAUCGCCGUGCCAGGGAGAUAGCGGUUCCCCGCUGACCAUCACCGAUGCUGACGGAAUCACCACCCAGAUUGGUGUGUUCUCGUUCCACUCGAUCCUGGGCUGCGACAGUGGCCGUGCCUCAGUGUACACUCGCAUGUCUGCCUAUCUUAACUGGAUCGAGAACAAUUCGGAUGUUGUGAUCCGUGACGAUUUCUAAAUAGUCUGUUGUAUUGUUUAUGAAUGUGAUAUUGACAAUAUAGUCAUAAUAUAU
This is a messenger RNA of Ochlerotatus camptorhynchus, 917 nucleotides long. RefSeq names its product collagenase-like. Gene Ontology annotation, molecular function: serine-type endopeptidase activity. Gene Ontology annotation, biological process: proteolysis. The transcript has 2 exons. Lineage: Eukaryota; Metazoa; Arthropoda; Insecta; Diptera; Culicidae. The record is from RefSeq and is a predicted model, not a curated record. Bases 39 to 863 code for a protein of 274 amino acids.